Molecule: messenger RNA, 690 nt
Organism: Punctularia strigosozonata HHB-11173 SS5
Lineage: Eukaryota; Fungi; Basidiomycota; Agaricomycetes; Corticiales; Punctulariaceae
Product: Ran1 protein
Exons: 2
Biological process (GO): protein phosphorylation; intracellular signal transduction
Molecular function (GO): ATP binding; protein serine/threonine kinase activity
Source: RefSeq, a predicted model, not a curated record
CGUGUCACACUCAAGGAAUAUCUCGGCCGGGGCGCUCAUGGUCAAGUCUUCCGUGCCGAACACAUCGAUCCUUCCCUCAAAACGGAGUAUGCGGUGAAGCAAAUCUCCAAAUCGAAGCUUUCCGCCACGCGCAUCCAUAUGGAGAUUAAGACACAGUCAAUGGCGUCCGACCACGCCAACGUCGUCGAGCUCCACCAAGUUGUCGAAGACGAAAAGUCGGUUUACCUCAUUAUGCAGUACUGCUCUGGCCGCACACUAUGCGAAGCAGUUGCCUCCGCACCAUUUGGCGACAACUACCUUAUGGAUCUCCGCACUCGUGAUGUAGCAGCUGCGACGCGGUUCAUCAAGGACACAUUCAUCCAAGUUCUCGACGCCGUCGCACGGUGUCACAGUGUCGGCGUUUUCCAUCGCGACAUCAAACUGGAGAAUAUCCUUCUCGACGAAGCAAGGCAGACCGCCUACCUUGCGGAUUUUGGUCUGGCCACCACCGAUGCUCUGAGCAGAGAGUUCCGGACAGGGACGUCGUGGUACAAGAGCCCCGAACAACAGGGCUCAGAGACCAAGUCCAGUGCUUAUUCAAGCCGUCACUGUGACAUUUGGGCUAUGGGAGUUCUGCUCUCCUGCAUGGUCGCCGGACGGCCACCCUGGCAGCAUGCGGAGACGUACGAUCACGAUUUCGCGUCAUACCUC